AUGGCGGAGUGCCCCUCGCGCAUCCAAGAAAACACGGAGAGACACCGGCCACAGCGUGCUCAAGACAGCGGCGACCGCUAUCGAUCACAACGUGCAAACGUCGCUCAAGAAGAAGACUCGGGCGACUACCUCUUUUCGAUCGGUGAAACGACAUCUGCGAAAUCGAGCGACAUCUGGCUGGUCGACUCCGGGGCGACGCAGCACAUGACGUGCUCCAAGAAGUUCAUGCGGAACUACAAGGGGUUUGACGCUGUGGAUGUCCAUCUCGCGGAUGAUGGAAUCGUCCAAGCAAUCGGCAGUGGGGACAUUGUCAUGUCGAUGAAGACACCCCAAGGGAUGAAGAAAGGUGUGCUCACAAACGUGUGGCACAUCCCAAAGUUAUCCAGAAACCUGUUCUCGGUCGGCCGCUUCACCAAGGAUGUCGGCCCAGUGACGUUCACGAAGGAUGGGUGCUAUGGAGAAGCGAAAGGGACCAAGUGGAAAAUUGGUGCCCGUGAAGGUAAAGGACUGUUCAAGCUGCAAAUGACUCCAGUGGCGCCGGAACAAGCAAAUGCAGCCAAGUCGUCGGGAUGUCAAGGGGGCACCAAGUCGUACCUCUGGCACCUUCGGCUUGGCCACAUAGGUCACGAUGGACUCAAUUGCAUCGUGACGAAGAACAUUGGAAUUGGCAUCGACAUAUCUUCGGUGAAGAAGUGGGACGUGUGUGAAGGUUGUGCUCUGGGAAAACAGACUCGAGUGCGCUUCCAAUCAAACACUACAGCUCGCACCUCCAAACUCCUCGAAGUGAUUCACAGCGACGUAUGCGGACCGAUGUCGAUGGCAACUUUCAGUGGAAAACGGUACUUCGUGACAUUCAUUGAUGACAAGUCAAGAUACUGUGUCGUCUAUCUGCUCAAGAGCAAAUCUGAAGUUGCGGCGAAGUUCAUGGAAUACGCUGCGAUGGCCGAAACGCAAACCGGAAAGCGCGUGAAGUACCUUCAAAGCGACAAUGGGGGUGAAUACAAGUCCGACAAGCUGGCACGAUUCUGCGCGGAACGGGGAAUACAACAAAGGUUCACACCCCCAUAUACUCCUCAGCUAAACGGAGUAGCUGAGAGAAUGAAUCGCACGCUGGUCGAGUGUGCGCGUUGCAUGAUGGAACACGCUGGACUGGGAAAGAGCUACUGGGGUGAAGCAGUGAUGACGGCGAUGUUUCUUCGAAACCGCUGUCCAACACGUGCCAUUCACCAAGACAAGUCUCCAUAUCAAGUGUGGACGAUGAAGAAACCGAUUCUGGCCAACCUUAAAGUUUUUGGAUGCCACGCGUAUGUUCAAGUGCCUCAUGUUGAAAAGACAGCGGCUGUGAAGAAGACACCUCGUCAAGCUGCGUCAAGUGUUGAAGCAAGUGGAAGACCAAGCCUCGCUAUACCGGUGGGUACCGGUAUGUACCAGUAA
Messenger RNA from Peronospora matthiolae, 1434 nucleotides. The record is from the annotation of a GenBank genome assembly. NCBI's taxonomy places the organism in Eukaryota, Oomycota, Peronosporomycetes, Peronosporales, Peronosporaceae.